UUUUUAUAAUAUUAUCAUGAAUAAGGGAAUCUACUUCCUACAAGCAAUGGCGCUUUGGAGCUGCAGGCAAAGAGUGACAGCGUAGUGAGCCGAGAUGGGUUGGGCUAUAGCUAUACACGGCGGCGCCGGCGACAUCCCACUUUCGCUACCGCCGGAGCAGCGCCAGCCUCGAGAAGAAGCCCUCCAGCACUGCCUGAAGAUCGGGGUUGAGGCUCUUCAAGCCGAGAUGCAUCCAUUGGAUGUAGUAGAGCUUGUGGUUCGUGAAUUAGAAAAUAUUCCACACUUUAAUGCGGGUAAGGGAUCUGUGCUGACGAACAAAGGUACAAUUGAAAUGGAAGCUUCAAUUAUGGAUGGUAGGACCAAAAAAUGUGGUGCUGUUUCUGGGCUCAAAACAGUUGUCAAUGCCAUUUCUUUAGCAAGAUUGGUUAUGGAGAAGACUCCUCACAUAUAUCUGGGGUUUGAUGGAGCAGAGGAAUUUGCAAAAGAACAGGGUGUUGAGACUGUAGAUUCUAGCCAUUUUGUUACUGCAGAAAAUGUUGAGAGACUACAGCAUGCACAAAAAGCCAACAUAGUCCAGAUUGAUUACAGUACACAACCCCUCCAAAACGGAACCAAAAAAGAAAAAGCAACAGUGGCUAACGGGGAUAGCCAACUAGGAACAGUGGGGUGUGUAGCUGUUGAUAGUAAUGGGAACCUAGCCUCUGCUACAUCCACUGGUGGACUAGUGAACAAAAUGGUUGGUCGAAUUGGUGACUCACCCAUCAUAGGUGGUGGCACAUAUGCUAACGAACUCUGUGCAGUCUCUGCAACAGGCAAAGGUGAAGCAAUACUACGUGCCACUGUUGCAAGAGAUGUUGCUGCAUUGAUGGAAUUCAAAGGGGUUUCUCUCAAAGAAGCUGCUAACUGUGUUGUGCAUGAACGCACACCAAAAGGUACUGUGGGCUUGGUUGCUGUGUCUGCUGCAGGAGAAGUUGCCAUGCCUUACAACACCACGGGCAUGUUCCGAGCAUGUGCCACAGAAGAUGGAUAUUCAGAGGUUGCAAUUUGGUCUGCUUCCUAGAUUUUGUCUUAAGGCACCUAUCUGUUUUCUGUGAUUCAUUUGUUCCAUAUUUCAAUCUUUCUGUUUAAUUGCAAACAGACAACAUUUGUUUCUACAUUUUGAAUGCUAUCAUUCAUUGUAGUUCGAAUUGGACAU
This is a messenger RNA of Vigna radiata var. radiata (mung bean), 1195 nucleotides long. RefSeq names its product isoaspartyl peptidase/L-asparaginase. Lineage: Eukaryota; Viridiplantae; Streptophyta; Magnoliopsida; Fabales; Fabaceae. The transcript has 4 exons. Gene Ontology annotation, molecular function: hydrolase activity. The coding region runs from base 95 to 1060 and encodes 321 amino acids. The record is from RefSeq and is a predicted model, not a curated record.